AUGUCCCGCAAUGGACACAGCAAGGAACAGACUCACAAGCACCCCUAUCUUGCAGGCAAUUUUGCACCAGUAACACAGACAUGGACUCCAACACCUGUUACCUGGACGGGGAACCUCCCCAAAGAACUCAAUGGCGGCAUGUACGUCCGCAACGGGGGCAAUCCCAUCGCCAAUUCUGAUCUUGGACGUGAGGCCCACUGGUUCGACGGCGAUGGCAUGCUCUCUGGCGUUUGGUUUGGACGCUCGUCCAACGAUGCCAGCGGGCUCGAUGUCCAGUUCGUCAACCAGUUCGUCCUUACGGAUGUGUAUCUAUCGAGCCUCGAGAGCAGUACACUGCGGACACCGAUCCUGCCCAGCAUUGCGACCUUGACGAAUCCCGCCUCCAGUCUGUUUUGGAUCAUUUGGAGGAUCAUGCGCACCGUUUUCAUCGUUCUACUAUCACACUUGCCUGGCUCGAACUUCACCAUCAAGCGCAUCAGUGUCGCCAACACCAGUGUGCUAUAUCAUGAUGGAAGAGCACUGGCCACCUGCGAAAGCGGACCACCCAUGCGUCUUACUCUACCUGGGUUGGAAACUGUCGGCUGGUUCGAUGGGAAUGCAGUGGAAGGCGAGCCGAAGGAUGAAGCCAAGAAGGAAGAGCCCACACUUGGUGGGACAGGACCGCUGAGUUGGAUGCGUGAAUGGAGUACCGGUCAUCCCAAAGUCGACAACACAACUGGUGAAAUGGUUUUGUUCCAUUGCAGUUUCGCUCCUCCAUACGUACAGUACUCGCUGAUACCACCUACGGGCUCCAACAUUACCGAUCACCAGGCAGCAGGCGAGGCAGGCCGGAUCACCAACGCCCCAGUUCCUGGAUGCACGGGUGGAAAGCUUAUGCACGACUUCGGCGUGUCGAAGCACAACACAGUCAUCCUCGAUCUUCCACUCAGUCUCACGCCCCUCAAUCUUGCGAAGAACUCUCCUGUUGUGGCCUACGAACCUCACAAGCCUUCUCGAUACGGCGUCUUUCCACGUCAGCAUCCAGAGGCGGUGCGUUGGUUCGAAACAGGUGGCUGCUGUAUAUUUCACACAGCCAACACCUGGGACGAAUACGACUCCGAUGGCAAUGUGUCGGCUGUCAGUCUUCUGGCAUGUCGCCUCACGUCUGCGUCUGUUGUAUUCAGUGCUGGAAACAUUGCGCCUCCACCACACCCAAACCAUAGAGAUGCGAUACGCGAGAAGCCCAUGUCAUUCUUUGCCAAAUACGAUAACGACAGUGAUGAUCAGGAUCUUGAAAAGACUUCGAUCGACGAGACUUCGCCUUUGAUUUCUCACAGGGACGCGGUGCCAAACCCAUUCGGCGCGUCCUCAAGCCUACCAAUAUCCGAUGACGAUGAAGAGCAGUGCCGACUGUACUACUACCGCUUCUCUCUAGAGUCUGCAACCGAGAACAUCAUCACUCAUCAAUUCGCCCUUGCAGCUAUACCUGUCGAGUUUCCUACCGUGUCACCUUUGGCCGCUAUGAACUCCGCACGCUACAUCUACGCCUGCAGCACGUCAAACGAGUCUUUUGGCGCAGCGCUGGGGAAAGCUACAAAGAUUGAUGUCAUUGUGAGAUUUGACGUACAGGCUCUGCUUGCACGGGCUCAGGUCGAACCACCAGAUGCCAUUACUGGUUGCGUAGACAACCGUACUCUCAGCCAAAUCAUGGCUUCGAACGACCCCAACGACCCGAUCAAGGUUUUCAGACUCCCACCGAAGCAUUAUGGACAGGAAGCUACAUUUAUUCCUCGCUCAAGACGCGGUUCAGCAGCGAACAAGAAUACGGCCUUUGACGAGGACGACGGAUAUCUUGUUUUUUAUGUAUUCGAUGAGCGUCAGCUGGACAAUUGUGGGGAGUGUAAAGAGGAUGCAAAGAGUGAACUUUGGGUCCUGGACGCUCAGACAAUGGCACGAGUGGAAUGCAAGGUUCAGUUGCCGACUCGCAUUCCGUAUGGUCUCCACGGAAACUGGUUUACGGAAGAGCAGAUCGCUCGCCAAAAGGGGGUGGAGGAGGUACGGGCGCUGCCGGUAGCCGCCUCGAACACAAAGUGGAGUCGCAUCAAGAGGAGCAUCCAUGGGCGUCUGGGUUGA
Messenger RNA from Ascochyta rabiei, 2112 nucleotides. RefSeq lists its product as uncharacterized. The record is from RefSeq and is a predicted model, not a curated record. NCBI's taxonomy places the organism in Eukaryota, Fungi, Ascomycota, Dothideomycetes, Pleosporales, Didymellaceae. Gene Ontology annotation, molecular function: carotenoid dioxygenase activity. The transcript has a single exon. Bases 1 to 2112 code for a protein of 703 amino acids. Gene Ontology annotation, biological process: carotene catabolic process.